Molecule: messenger RNA, 9434 nt
Organism: Salmo salar (Atlantic salmon)
Lineage: Eukaryota; Metazoa; Chordata; Actinopteri; Salmoniformes; Salmonidae
Source: RefSeq, a predicted model, not a curated record
CUGACGUCGUCGCAUGAGCCUACACCGUCACCGACCAAAGGGAGACGGAGGGGCAGCGGUAAUGAGACGGUGACACCUCUGAAGAAUGGUUUAUUAUGACAACAAUAACUCCGCGGGGGAAUGUAACGGCUGCGGGAUAAUACAAUACAACUUUCACUUGUAAUUGGUGCAAAUUAUGAGAUCAAAAAGGGAUACUCAACCACCUAAACAUGAUCCAGUUUCAAACUCAAUGUGCGCACUAGUGGGGUUGAAUAAACUGAUUAACCGGUUUAUGAAUUCAUUUUUCACUUUCAUUUGACGUUUAAUCAAUUCUUAAAAGAAAUUGAUGAAAGGCAGAACUCGACAAUGUCUGUUCCAGUACAUCCGGAGACCAGGAAAUUUACAAGGGGACUAAGUAAACCUGGCACUGCGGCUGAACUAAGGCAAAGUGUCUCUGAGGUUGUCAGGACCUCCGUGUUUAUUGUGAAGCCCAAAGUUAUCGAACCGCUGGACUAUGAGACUGUUCUUGUCCAGAGGAAAACCCAGAUUCUCAGUGAUGUCCUCCGGGACAUGCUGCAGUUCCCCCAGGAGGACUUUCAGAUUUCGACUCAGAGACGCCAAGGAAGAACUGUCUACCCCACAGUGCCUGAGAACGCCGAGGAGGAGGCACGGAGUCUGUUUGUCCAAGAGUGCAUCAAGACCUACAACACUGACUGGCAUGUCGUUAAUUACAAGUAUGAGGACUACUCUGGGGACUUUCGGCAGCUUCCAAACAAAGUGUCCAGACCAGACAAACUGGCUGUCCACGUUUUUGAGGUUGAUGAAGAUGUCGAUAAAGAUGAGGACACAACCUCCCUAGGUUCCCAGAAAGGAGGGAUCACCAAGCAUGGCUGGCUGUACAAAGGCAACAUGAACAGUGCCAUCAGUGUCACCAUGAGGUCUUUCAAGAGGAGGUAUUUCCACCUAACCCAGCUGGGUGAUGGCUCUUACAACCUGAACUUCUACAAGGAUGAGAAGAUCUCCAAAGAACCCAAAGGAACCAUCUUCCUGGACUCCUGUAUGGGAGUUGUUCAGAAUAACAAGGUGCGGCGCUUUGCCUUUGAGCUGAAGAUGCAGGACAAGAGCACGUACCUGCUGGCUGCCGAUAGCGAGGGAGAGAUGGAGGACUGGAUCAACACUCUCAACAAGAUCCUCCACAGCAGCUUUGAGAUCGCCGUGCAGGAGAAGAGGAACGGGGACAUCCACGAUGAUGACGAGCCGGGAAAGGCAGACAGUUCGUUGGGGAGUAUGGACAGCUUUCAGAGUGCAAGAGAUAUUGAAUCUAAAAUGAGGAACGAGACCAGAUUGAAACUGUUCACCUUGGAUCCGGACACACAGAAACUUGAUUUCUCAGGAAUUGAACCAGAUAUAAAGCAAUAUGAAGAAAAGUUUGGCAAGCGCAUUUUGGUCAAUUGCAAUGACCUGGCCUUCAACCUGCAGAGCUGUGUAGAGGAGAAUGACGAGGGACCAACAACAAACGUGGAGCCGUUCUAUGUGACCCUGUCGCUGUUCGACAUCCAGAAUAGCAGGAAGAUCUCGUCAGACUUCCAUGUGGACCUGAACCACCCGUCCGUCAGACAGCUGGUGGCCAACCCCAGCAGCCAGUACAUGAACGGGGGUGGGGACGCCUUGCUGGGGGUGCAGAGGGGGGUCCACGGUCUGCCUGAGGAGGCCAUGCUGUACCCCAGACAGGGAGUGUUCUCUGUAACGUGUCCACACCCAGAUAUCUUCCUGUUAGCUCGCAUUGAGAAGGUCCUCCAGGGAGGAAUCACACACUGUGCUGAGCCCUACAUGAAGAGCUCAGACUCCACCAAGGUGGCACAGAAGGUUCUGAAAAAUGCCAAAUUGUCUUGCAGCCGGUUGGGCCAGUACAGGAUGCCUUUUGGAUGGGCCGCCAGGCCUCUGUUCAAAGAUGCAUCGGGGACGUUGGACAAAAGUGGUCGUUUCUCUGCCAUCUACAGACAGGACAGUAACAAGUUGUCCAACGACGACAUGUUUAAACUGCUGGCUGACUUCAGAAAGCCAGAGAAGAUGGCCAAGCUCCCUGUAAUCUUAGGAAACCUAGAUGUUACCAUUGAUGAUGUUGCCCCUGACUUGACAAAUUGUAUUAGCUCAUCCUAUAUUCCUGUGAAGACUUUUGAUAGCAGUGAGAAGACGAACAUCUACUUUGAGGUGGAGGAGUUUGUUCCCUACAUAGCCAAGUGCUCCCAGCCGUUCACCAUCUACAACAAUCACCUCUAUGUCUACCCCAAGCACCUGAAGUACGACAGCCAAAAAUCCUUCGCGAAGGCUAGAAACAUAGCUGUCUGCAUUGAGUUCAAGGACUCUGAUGAAGAGGAGGCUGUUUCGCUCAAGUGCAUCUAUGGUCGACCAGGAGGACCCCUGUUUACAGAGAAUGCCUCUGCUGCAGUAUUACAUCACCAGCACAGCCCAGAGUUUUAUGAUGAGUUUAAGAUUGAGCUACCCACUCAGCUCAAUGAGAAGCACCAUCUGCUGUUCACCUUCUUCCACGUCAGCUGUGACAGCAACAGCAAGGCCAGCACCAAGAAGAGAGACGUGGUGGAGACACAAGUGGGUUACGCCUGGCUCCCUCUGCUGAAGGAUGGCAGGGUGAUCAUGAAUGAGAGUCACGUCCCCGUGGCUGCCAACCUGCCCACUGGCUACCUCAGCUGUCAAGAGGUUGUCAGCAAGCAGCAUCCUGAAAUCAAAUGGGUGGAUGGAGGCAAGCCUUUGUUCAAGGUGUCCACUCACCUCGUCUCCACUGUGUACACUCAGGAUCAACAUUUGCACAAUUUCUUUGGUCACUGUCAGAGCACAGAGUCUGCAGCCCAGGUGGCAGGAGGAGAGCUGGUCAAGUAUCUGAAGAGUCUACACGCUAUGGAGAGUUCUGUGAUGAUACACUUCCUGCCCACCACUCUCAACCAGCUCUUCCGUGUGUUGACCAGUGCCACCCAUGAGGAGGUGGCUGUCAACGUCACCAAAGUCAUGAUUCACAUUGUUUCCCAGUGCCACGAAGAGGGGCUGGAACACUACCUGCGAUCAUAUGUCAAGUAUGUGUUUAAGACCGAGCCAUACACAUCCUCUACCACGAGAACAGUUCACGAGGAGCUGGCCAAAGCCAUGACUGCAAUUCUAAAGCCUUCCACAGACUUCCUCACCAGCAACAAAUUGCUCAAGUACUCGUGGUAUUUCUUCGAAGCCUUAGUGAAGUCCAUGGCACAGUACUUGAUUGAGAGCAGUAAAGUGAGGCUGUCCAGGAACCAGCGUUUCUCGGCCGGUUUCCACUACACGGUGGAGACCCUGGUCAACAUGAUGAUGCCCCACAUCACCCAGAAGUACAAGGACAACUUGGACGCAGCCCGCAACGCCAACCACAGCCUGGCUGUCUUCAUCAAGCGCUGUUUGACCCUCAUGGACAGAGGCUUUGUCUUCAAGCAGAUCAACCACUACAUCCACUGCUUUGUGCCUGGAGACCCCAGGACUCUGUUUGAGUUCAAGUUUGAGUUCCUGCGUGUCAUAUGUAACCACGAGCACUACAUCCCCUUGAAUCUGCCCAUGCCUUUUGGAAAUGGGAGGAUACAGAGAUUUCAAGACCUCCAGUUGGACUACUCGCUGACAGACGACUUCUGUAAGAACCACUUCCUGGUUGGGCUGCUCCUGCGGGAGGUUGGCGGGGCCUUGCAGGAGUUCCGGGAGAUCCGUCAGAUAUCCAUCCACGUGCUCAAGAACCUGAUGGUCAAGCACACUUUUGACGAGCGCUACACCUCCAAGAGCCAGCAGGCUAGGUUGGCCACCCUUUACCUGCCCCUGUUUGGUCUGCUCCAGGAGAACGUCCACAGGCUCAACGUGAAGGAAGUUUCCCCAUUCACCAUCAACUACUCCAACAACAAUGGAAGAGAUGAUUCACUCUUGGGCAACACCGUGAUGAUGACGCCUCCAAGGUCCAGUACUUUUUUCGACAACAGUUUGCACAAGGAUUUGUUUGGAGUCAUCUCUGGCACCGCCUCCCCUCAUGCAUCCUCUACCCCCAACGUUAACUCUGUCCGCCACGCUGACUCCCGAGGCUCCCUAAUCAGCACUGACUCUGGAAACAGCCUUCAUGAGAAGAGCAACGAUAAGAACAACUCUCUGGACAAGAGCCAGCCAGCGUCAACUCUGAGCGGCAGCCUGCUGCGUUGUGACAAGCUGGACCAGGCUGAGAUCAAGAGCCUGCUCAUGUGCUUCCUCCACAUCCUCAAGAGCAUGUCUGAGGAUGCUCUGUUUACCUACUGGAAUAAGGCCUCGUCUACUGAGCUCAUGGACUUCUUCACUCUAGUAGAAGUGUGUCUCCAUCAAUUCAGAUAUAUAGGAAAGAGAUGCAUCGCAAGGAGCCAGGAAGGGGUGGGACUCAUAGCAGCACAUGAGCGGAAGUCUCAGACUCUGCCUGUGUCCCGUAACAGGGCAGGAAUGAUGCAUGCCCGCUUACAGCAACUCAGCAGCCUGGAUAACUCAUACACAUUUAACCACACCUAUAGCCACUCUGAUGCUGACGUGCUGAACCAAUCGGUUCUGGAGGCUAACAUCGCCACGGAGGUCUGCCUCACCGUGCUGGACACUCUCAGCAUCUUCAUCAUGGGAUUCAAGACCCAGCUCUGUUCGGACCAUGGCCACAACCCGCUCAUGAAGAAGGUGUUUGAGGUGCACCUCUGCUUCCUACAAAUCAACCAAUCAGAGACGGCCCUGAAGCAGGUCUUCACCUCGCUGCGCACCUUCAUCUACAAGUUCCCCUGCACCUUCUUCGAGGGUCGUGCUGACAUGUGUGCUUCGUUCUGCUACGAGAUCCUGAAGUGCUGCAACUCCAAACUGAGCUCCAUCCGCAGCGACGCCGCCCGCCUCCUCUACUUCCUCAUGAAGAGUAACUUUGACUACACAGGACGCAAGUCCUUCGUCCGCACUCACCUACAGGUGGUGAUCGCCGUCAGUCAGCUGAUCGCUGACGUCAUCGGUAUCGGAGGAACCCGCUUCCAGCAGUCCCUGUCCAUCAUCAACAACUGUGCCAACAGUGAUAAGACAAUCAAGAACACAGCCUUCCCAUCAGAUGUGAAGGACCUGACCAAGCGGAUCCGGACGGUCCUGAUGGCCACGGCUCAGAUGAAGGAGCAUGAGAGGGACCCGGAGAUGCUGGUGGAUCUGCAGUACAGCCUAGCAAAGUCCUACGCCAGCACGCCUGAGCUCCGCAAGACCUGGCUGGACAGCAUGGCCCGCAUCCAUGUGAAGAAUGGAGACCUGUCCGAGGCAGCCAUGUGUUAUGUGCACGUGGCAGCACUGGUGGCCGAGUAUCUCCGGAGGAAAGGCAUGUUCAAGCAGGGCUGCUCAGCCUUCCGAGUGGUCACCCCCAACAUUGAUGAGGAGGUAUCCAUGAUGGAGGAUGUGGGCAUGCAGGAUGUCCACUUCAACGAGGAUGUCCUGAUGGAGCUGUUGGAAGAGUGUGCUGAUGGCCUGUGGAAGGCUGAGCGCUAUGAGCUCAUCUCAGACGUCUACAAGCUCAUCAUCCCCAUCUACGAACAGGGGAGGGAUUUUGAGAAACUGUCUCACCUGUAUGACACACUGCAUCGUGCCUACAUCAAAGUGACAGAGGUCAUGCACACGGGCAAGAGGCUGCUGGGAACCUACUUCAGAGUGGCUUUCUUUGGCCAGGCAGCGCAGUACCAGUUUACUGACUCUGAGACUGAGGGAUUCUUUGAGGAUGAAGAUGGUAAGGAGUACAUCUACAAAGAACCCAAAUUCACCCCACUGUCAGAGAUAUCUCAGAGGCUACUCAAGCUCUACUCUGACAAGUUCGGCCCAGAGAAUGUCAAGAUGAUUCAGGACUCUGGGAGGAUCAACCCUAAAGAUCUGGACUCUAGGUACGCCUACAUCCAGGUGACCCACGUUACUCCGUUCCUGGAAGAGAAGGAGCUGAUGGACAGGAAGACAGACUUUGAGAAGAGCCACAACAUCCGGCGCUUCGUCUUCGAGAUGCCCUUCACCGUGUCGGGGAAGAAGCAGGGAGGGGUGGAGGAGCAGUACAAACGCAGGACCAUCCUGACCACAACCCACUGUUUCCCCUAUGUGAAGAAGCGAAUUGCGGUGAUGUACCAACACCACACAGACCUGAACCCCAUAGAGGUGGCUAUAGACGAGAUGAGCAAGAGGUUGACCGAGCUAAGACAGCUAGUUGCCACCAGCGAGGUGGACAUGAUCCGCCUGCAGCUGAAACUACAGGGCAGCAUCAGUGUCCAGGUAAAUGCUGGUCCCCUCGCAUAUGCCCGAGCUUUCCUGGAUGAUGCCAGCACCAAGAAGUACCCUGACAACAGUGUCAAACAACUUAAAGAGGUCUUCAGGCAGUUUGUGGAGGCGUGUGGCCAUGGCCUGGGCAUCAACGAGCGGCUGAUUAAAGAGGACCAGCAGGAGUACCAUGACGAGAUGAAGGCCAACUACAGAGACCUGGCCAGAGAGCUGUCCGCCAUCAUGCACGAGCCAAUUGGAUGAUCAUUCCAGUGGAGGAUGGCAUGAAGAGCGUUCUUCCAGACUCACUGCACAUCUUCAACGUCAUCAGUGGUACCCCCAGCGGUGCCACCAUCGUGGGCAUGCCCAACUCCUCCUCUGUGGUGUGAGACCCACAGGGAUUGGCUGACUCCUGACCUCAAUGCUCUGUGCCAGCGCUGCCAUGAGUGGCCAUUCCUGCUUUUCUGUUCUCCUUAUCAUCAAGUUUGCUUCUGGCUAAACUUAGACAAUAUUGAUGUUCUGUUAAUUUUCUCUCACACCUUCUCUGGCUUGUCCGAUGGGCCAGGUCAAAGGACCGUGUUACACUGUUGUAUAGAGUACAGUCACUCUGUUGAGGAUGGGACCAGGGGCAUUCAUCCAUGAGGUUGGAUGAACUAAAAGAAUGCCACAUGAACAGAGAGAAGGGGGGGGGGUGACUUGAGGCAUGGUGGGCUUAUUCAUCAUGUCUUUAUUGAACACACCGUGUAAACAUUCACAGUGCAGGUUGGAAAAAGUAUGUGAACCCUUGGAUUUAAUAACAGGUUAACCCUUCUUUGGCAGCAAUAACCUCAACCAAACGUUUUCUGUAGUUGUGGAUCAGACCUGCACAACGGUCAGGAGGAAUUUUGGACCAUUCCUCUUUAUAAAACUGUUUCAGUUCCACAAUAUUCUUGGGAUGUCUGGUGCGAACCACUCUCUUGAGGUCAUGCCACAGCAUCAGGACUGACUGGGCCACUCCAGAAGGCAUAUUUUCUUCUGUUCAAGCCAUUCUGUUCAUGAUUUACUUCUGUCUAUUGGGUUGUUGUCCUGUUGCAUCACCUAACUUCUGUUGAGCUUCAAUUGGCGGACAGCUAGCCUUACAUUCUCCUGCAAAAUGUCUUGAUAAACUUGGGAAUUCAUUUUUCCUUCGAUGAUAGCAGGCUGUCCAGGCCAUGAGGCAACAAAGCAGCCCCAAACUAUGAUGCUCCCUUCACCAUAGUUUACAGUUGGGAUGAGGUUUUGGUGUUGGUGUGCUGUGCCUUUUUUUCUCCACACAUAGUGCUGUGUGUUCCUUCCUUCCAAACAACACAACUUUAUUUUCAUCUGUCCACAGAAUAUUUUGCCAGUAGUGCUGUGGAACAUCCAGGUGCUCUUUUGCGAACUUCAGACGUGCAGCAAUGUUUUUUUUUUGGACAGCAGUGGCUUCUUCCAUGGUGUCCUCCCAUGAACACCAUUCUUGUUUAGUGGUUUACGUAUUGUAGACUCGUCAACAGAGAUGUUAGCAUCUUUCAGAGAUUUCUGUAAGUCUUUCGCUGACACUCUAGGAUUCUUCUUAACCUCAUUGAGCAUUCUGCACUGUGCUCUUGCCGUCAUCUUUGUAGGACGGCCACUCCCAGGGAGAGUAGCAACAGUGCUGAACUUUCUCCAUUUAUAGACAAUUCAUGAACAUCAAGGCCUUUAGAGAUACUUUUGUAACCCUUUCCAGCUUUAUGCAAGUUGACAAAUCUUAAUCUUAGGUCUUCUGCGAUCUCUUUUGUUCAAGGCAUGGGACAUAUCAGGCAAUGCUUCUUGUGAAUAGAAAAUGCAAAUUUUGUGAGUGUUUUUUAUAGGGCAAGGCAGCUCUAGUCAACAUCUCCAAUCUCGUCUCAUUGAUUGGACUCCAGGUUAGCUGACUCCUGACUCUAAUUAGCUUUUGGAGAAGUCAUUAGCUUAGGGGUUCACAUACUUUUUCCAACCUACACUGUGAAUGUUUAAAUUAUGUAUUCAAUAUAGACAAGAAAAAUACAAUAAUUUGGGGGUUAUUAGUUUAAGCACACUGUGUUUGUGUAUUGUUGUGACUUAGAUGAAAAUCAGAUCAAAUUUGAUGUCAAAUUUAUGCAGAAAUCCAGGUAAUUCCAAAGGGUUCACAUACUUUUUCUUGCCACUGUAUAUGACAUCACUGGUAGUGUUUCCUGUGGAGCUGUCCCCAUAGGGAUCCUUAAAGCGACAGAAAUGUGCAUGUGAUGUCACUAGCCCUCAUCAGCUUUCUGUCGUCUCAUUUUGAUCUCUGUUUGUUUCGAUCAUUUGUCUUCUGCUCUGAACUCUUCAAGUGAUUUUCUAUGUAUUGAUGUCUUGACGAACAUUAUAAACCAGGUGGUUUGAGCCCUGAAUGCUGAUUGGCUGAAAGCUGUGGUAUAUCAGACCAUUUACCACGGGUAUGACAAAAACACAUAUUUUUACUUUUUUAAUUACGUUAGUAACCAGUUUAUAAUAGCAAUAAGCCACCUCAGGGGUUCGUGGUAUAUGGCCAAUAUAGCACGGCUAAUGGCUGUAUCCAGGCACUCCGUGUUGCGUCGUACAUAAGAACAGCCCUUAGCCGAGGGAAUAUUGGCCAUAUACUAGACCCCUGAGGUGCCUUAUUGCUUAAAUAUAUGCUGCAUACAUUGGCAUUCAUCUCUCUGUACAUGUACACGAAGACUUGUUAUAUUUCUACAAAGCUGCAAUUUAUUGGAAAAAGAGCCUCCUAUGAAAAAGUUAGCAUUCAACCUUAAUCACUUAAAUGUCUUAGAAUGGGAUUUAAAAAAAAUUAUUUAAAGCCAUUGCAUAUAAGUAUAUUCCAAGCUGUUUAUUCAUGUAUAUAAAAAAAGGAGUGCAAUAUUUGUAUUUUGCCAGGUACAGUGUCUUGCUGUGUUGGGUUCAAUUAUACAUUGUAAAGAUUAUGUUCAUCCUUCUUUUCAAAGCACUUCUAGUGUUUAUUCAGAGACCUACUGUGGAAGUUAUAUGAAGCUUUUACCAUUUGAGUGUUUAUUCAAAUGUUAAAGAAAUCAUUUUAUAUUUGGGAAGCAAUGGGUUUUUAAUUUUUAUUUAACAGAAAGUCACUUUUCUGCUGUAAACAGAAAUGUUCUCUAAUGCUUUUCUUUUCAAUAAAAUUCACUCAUUCCUCUUCACUUCUA